AUGAAUCGAACUUUAUUUGACUGUGGGAUCAAGAGAGAAGUGGAAACGAGGAACGGUCGAUUGUUGGAUGUUACAGCAACAUUACCAAAGUCCAUUGAGUUGCCCAAGAAACAUGUUAAAUGUGAGAUUUGCAAUGGAUUGUUCACGGCAGAAAAGUACCUUCGAACCCACGUUCGAUUCAAGCAUAACUCUAAUCUAUUCAACCUUGGCAAAGAUUCGUCGUUCUGUAAUAACCAUGUCGAUAGUGGUUUAUCGAAGAGUACCGAGUUGCAUGCGAAAAAGGCAACCAGCAAAGAAGGUGAAGAAACUAACGACGAAAUAACUAUAGAGACCAAGAGAAAUCCCCAGAAACCUGACAACAGACGGGGCCGUAAUCAGAGGAAAUCCUAUAAAGUAGAAUUUAAGGUAAAAACUAUCGAACUCCUAGAUUCCCUCAAAGGAACAAAGACUAAGAAGAAGUGGCAAAAGUGGAACAAGAACAGAGACAAAUUGCGGGCGGAACUUGACCUCAACAAGAGGAAGAAAAACGCAGGAGGUGUGAAGGCGGCACGACAAAGGAGGAAACUUGUGCACGAGAAAGCACAGAAAAGCGAGAAGUAUCCAUUAGCUGCCCAGCGUCUAAUGGUUGAAUUCAAGCUUCGCAGAGCCAACGGCUGUAAAGUAUCAAAGCUUUGGCUAAAACAGAAGAUGAAAGCAAAUAUUGAGCUAUGUUAUGGAAAAGAAGAGGCUGCUAAAUUCAGAGGAAGCAGCAACUGGUUUCAAAGAUUUAAGAAGCGCCACAACAUUUCGUUUCGACACAGAUCAAACAAGAAGCAGAAUUCUGCAGAUGAUGGGCGUGAAACCAUUCAAAGAUUUCACCGAAAUUUGCGAAAGGCGGUAAAGUCGAGGAGAAGGCGAAGUAGUUCAACUUUGGAUGCUAAAUAUGGGCGUUGGUCUCCAGAGAAUAGAUAUAACAUUGAUCAAGUCCCCCUCCCUUUCGUGGUUGAUCAGGAUAAAACCUAUGAUGUCACAGGCAACAAGCAGGUGUGGGUUUCUCAGCCCUCAACUGGUCUGGAUAAGAGGCAGGCCACUCUUCAGCUUUGUAUACGGGCAGAAGGGGAACAGCGUGUGAAGCCAGCUAUUGUGUUUAGGGGUAAAGGCAACGUGUCUAGUGCUGUAAGAGCAGAGUAUGAUAGAGACGUGGAUGUGUAUUUCCAGAGAUGUGCUUGGAUGGACUCUGAAAUAAACAUGCAAUGGGUAUCUGGAACUUUACUACCUGGAGUAGGCAACUCACCAAACGAGAAAGUAAUUUUCGCUGACAAUGUUGGAUUUCAGCAGGUAAAGCAAUUUCAUGAGGCCUGCAGGGAGGAAAUAAAUGCUAUUGUCUAUCUCCUGCCAGAGAACCAAACUGACAAGGUACAGCCUAUAGAUGCUGGGUAUGGGAAAUUGAUAAAGUCUAAAGUAGGAGAGGCAAUGGAAGGGUGGUUGGAGAAAGAGGCUAAUUUAGAGGAAUGGCAUGAUAAAUUAAGUGCCAAAAGAAGACGGAUUCUCAUGACACAGUGGACUGCUCAGGCUUGGAGGGAACUCUCAACUAAUAAAGGCCUAUGCAAGAAACUGUUUGAGAAAACUGGCUGCCUUAUGACAGCCGAUGGUUCAAAUGAUGACCAGAUCAGGCCACAGGGACUAGAAUCCUAUGUGUUUUAUAAAAACAAACACAUUUACAGUUGA
This is a messenger RNA of Priapulus caudatus, 1707 nucleotides long. Its product is annotated as jerky protein homolog-like. The record is from RefSeq and is a predicted model, not a curated record. Bases 1 to 1707 code for a protein of 568 amino acids. Gene Ontology annotation, cellular component: nucleus. Lineage: Eukaryota; Metazoa; Priapulida; Priapulimorpha; Priapulimorphida; Priapulidae. Gene Ontology annotation, molecular function: DNA binding. The transcript is spliced from 2 exons.